Clarias gariepinus (North African catfish) is the source of this 3538-nucleotide messenger RNA. It is a transcript of the gene trim46b, whose product is annotated as tripartite motif containing 46b. The transcript has 12 exons. Lineage: Eukaryota; Metazoa; Chordata; Actinopteri; Siluriformes; Clariidae. The record is from RefSeq and is a predicted model, not a curated record. Gene Ontology annotation, molecular function: zinc ion binding; protein binding. Bases 104 to 2383 code for a protein of 759 amino acids.
CUGAGGACGCCGGCAUCCCACUGACCCACAUUCUCCUGCAGCCCGGCGGAGCGGAGGCGUGAAAGGACCGAGCAACCUGUUAAAGACCGAGAAACACCUAGAAAUGUCAAACAUGAAGAGCAUGGAGCAGGAACUCCUGUGCCCGGUGUGUAAGGACAUCGUGAAGCAGCCGGUGGUGCUGCCUUGCCAGCACAGCGUGUGUUUGCUGUGUGCGUCCGAGGUGCUGGUGCAGAGCGGCUAUCCUCAGCCCGAGUUACCCCCGGAGCCCCACUCUCCCGCCUCCACACCAAACACACGCUCGCCGCGCCAGCCCCACCGCUCUGUGGAUCGCCCGCUGCGGCCCGGUUUCGGGACGUACCCCGGGCGCAGGCGCAAGGAGGGCUUGGUCCAGAUCAUGCUGUUCCCCUGCGUGCCCUGCGGUCGAGAUGUGGAACUGGGAGAGCGAGGACUGGUGGACUGUAUGAGGAACCUCACGCUGGAGCGCAUAGUGGAAAGGUACAGGCACACAGUAAGUCUGGGCAGCGUGGCAGUGAUGUGUCAGUUCUGCAAGUCGCCCCAGACUCUGGAGGCCACUAAAGGCUGUGCUGACUGCAGGGCGAGUUUCUGUAACGAGUGCUUUAAGCUCUACCACCCAUGGGGGACUCCGCGCGCCCAGCACGAGCACGUUCAGCCCACCCUCAACUUCAGACCCAAGGUGUUGACAUGUACAGAGCACGAUCAGGAGAAGUUACAGUUCUACUGUAAAACAUGCCAAAGGCUCCUUUGCUCCCUCUGUAAGCUGCGCCGAGCUCACACAGGUCACAAAAUCGCGCCUGUCAGCCAGGCCUACCAGGCACUCAAGGAGAAAAUUUGCAAGGAGUUAGGCUACAUCCUGUCCAAUCAGGCUACAGUGCUGUCUCAGAUCACACAGCUGGAGAACGCCAUCACCCAGACUGAGGUGAACAGUGUAGCGGCCCGGGAACAGCUCUCUCAGAGUGUAAGGGAGUUGACGGCCCUGCUCUCUGAGCGGCAGGUCAUCCUGGCUCAGGCCCUGGAAAACUCGCGCCAGAGGCGGAGCGAGGCUUUGGCAACACAGGUCGCGGAGAGGCGGAGCUUGUUGGAGCACGCUGGCUUGAUGGCGUUUACCCAGGAGCUGCUGAAAGAGACAGAUCCUGCCUGCUUCGUACACGCAGCCAGGCACACAUAUAACAGGCUGGCCCAUUCCAUUGAUUCCCUGCAGAGUUUCUCUCUCUCUGCUGAUCCCUCAUUCCGACACUUCCAAUUGGACGUCUCCAGAGAGCUCAAACUUCUUACUGACCUAAACUUUAUUCAAGCCCCUUUAGCUCCUGUGAUUGACACCCAGCGCACUCUGGCCUACGAUCAGCUCUUCCUGUGCUGGCGACUACCCCAGGAGUCCUCCCCUGCCUGGCACUUCUCUGUGGAGUACCGUCGCCGGGGUGUGAUCCCAGGAGGCGGGGCAAGGGCUGGUCUCCGCGGGGGUUUGGCUGGAGCCCGCUGGGGCUGGCAGAGAUUAGAGGAGGUCAGCGGGACUAGUGCGGUGAUCAACACGCUGGAGAUGGACAGCGUGUACGUUCUCAGAGUGAGGGCCUGCAAUAAAGCCGGAUUUGGAGAGUACAGCGAAGAAGUGUACUUACACACUCCACCAGCUCCAGUACUGAACUUCUAUCUGGAUUCGCGCUGGGGUCUACACGCUGAUAGACUAGUGGUGAGUAAAGAGCGGCGCUGUGCCCGCAGCGUGCCAGGCCUGUCUCUUCUGCAGGCAGCUGACCGAGCCCUAACUUCCUGUCACCUGACCGCUGACCUGCUGGUGGGCGACGCUGCUGUCACACAGGGCCGACACUACUGGGCAUGCUCAGUGGAGCCUGGCUCUUACUUAGUUAAGGUCGGAGUUGGUCUAGAGUCAAAGCUUCAGGAAUGGUUCCAUCUGCCUCAAGACAUGGCCAGUCCACGGUACGACCCUGACAGCGGCCAUGACAGUGGGGCAGAAGAUUCUUCUGACUCUCUGCCACCUUUCACCUUCCUCACAAUGGGCAUGGGCAAAAUCUACCUGCCUGCCUCUGCCAAUGCCCACCACGGAAAGGUCAACCACAGGGACAUCUCUAAUGCCAACAGCCCCUCCUCGCCCACCGGCGUCACCUACCCGCUCCCCCCGAGGCUGGGUGUGUGUCUGGACUUUGAGAAGAGCCGUGUCACCUUUUACGACGCUCAUUCUCUCCGCCCGCUCUGGGAGGGCCCGGUCGACUGCUCGGCGCCUGUCUGUCCGGCCUUCUGCUUUAUCGGAGGAGGGGCUCUGCAGCUGCAGGAGCUGGUGGCGAAUCGCAAUGCAGAUCAGACGCCGGUCAGACGAGUCACCAUCCAAUCCCGUGUCACGAAACUGAGCUGAGACGGAUCUCAGUGACACCAGUUACACUAUCUUAGGAGAUUUUGUUUUUAUAUUUCAUACUUAAAAGAAAAUACUUUUAAAUUGCACUGAAAAUGCACUUCAGAUUAACUAUGAUUAUUAUUAUUUGCUUGUUUUUCAAUAGGGCUUUUUUGCUUUACACUGCUUGUGAAUCAAUGUAAAAAAAAACGAAUCAUGUGGCCUAUAUCUUAUAGAUCUGUAUGUAACUAUAACUGUAAAUAGAAUUUCUCGCCUCUACUCUCUAGCUGUACACCUAAAGGGUUUUUGAUAAUCCCGUCUCGCUGGUGUAAUCUACAGUACAGUGGUUUCUACCUUUAAUCUCCUUACACAAGAGUACAAUUGUACAAUUACAGCAUUUGGCAGACGUCCUUAUCCGUUUUAUCUCAUCAUGCGUCUGAGCUGUUGAGGGUUAAGGGCCUCGCUCAAGGGCCCAAAAGUGGUGGUGGUGCUGGGGCUCAAACCUGCGACCCUCAGAUCGGUAGAGUAACAUCCUUAACCACUGCCCUAUCCAUCAUCCCUCCAGUGACGCCAAGUGCCAGUUUCUUCUCUUCCUUUUUAUCUGAUGAUGUACGGUACUGACUGUUACACUACUGGUUCAUGUAUAUAUCUAGCAUUAGGGUGUACAUACUGCACUGUUAAUACACAAUGUGAGAUAUUUAGAUAGAGAGAAGAAGAAAUCAGUAUGAGCUAUAUAUGAGCAGUUCCCUGAGACACGCUAUCUUACUUUUAUUUGCUGUGUAGAAAAAAAAAAUCAUUCAUUUCUUUUCAGUGACAAUAAUGGAGUAGUAACAUUCUGGUUACAGAGUCAACGCUGACCUUUAGAUUGUUUUACUGAAUGAAAUUACCGAAUGAAUGUACGAGGUUAUAACGCGAGUAUGCUACCUCAUCCUUGUACGUAGAUGAGGAAAGGUGUGUGUGUGUGUGUGUGUAUAUGUGCGUGUGUGUAUGUGCACAUACUCUAUCCUCGCACUUUUAUGCAAUUUCUAGCUUGUAGAACAUAUUUUUAACAGACACUUGAUUUUUGGUUUCAUAGGCUUUAAAUUGUGCUUCUUUCAAAUGCUGAAUACUUUUAAGAAGAAAUUGACCUAGACAUCACCUGCUGGCAGAAUAUCCAUCAGAUUUGAACAAAAAUAUGAA